Messenger RNA from Lactuca saligna, 4236 nucleotides. The record is from the annotation of a GenBank genome assembly. NCBI's taxonomy places the organism in Eukaryota, Viridiplantae, Streptophyta, Magnoliopsida, Asterales, Asteraceae.
UCUACAUAAAAAAGUAAAUUGCUAAAAGAGGUGGGUGGAGUGCUUGGUCGAAAGUUGAAACAUCCCCAAUUGGGGGGAUUCUAGAGAGACCUUUGCGUUGUGUAUUUAAAGAGGAAAAAGGGCCAUGGCUGGUCAGUCGUUCCCCUUUCUUUUACCCUCAUAUUCAAAACCCUCGCAGUGUUUUAGGCCUAAACUGACAAACCCCAGGUGGGUAUACUCGUAGCAGUAUAAAAAGAGAGGGAAGCAUAGCAAUUUCAAAGUCUCCCUCUCACUACUUCUUUCUCUCACAUCGAUCUUCUCUCUACCCUUUCUCGUGCUUCAAUCUGAAGCUGUCUUGUUUGUUCUUUUCCGUCUACAAUCCGGGUAUUCGGUCUCCGUGCUUUUGUACACUCUAGGGUUUCGUUCGUACUCUUUCGAGGGGUUUUAAGAAACCCACCCCUACAGUUUCAACUAGGGUUUUACUUUAUAAUCUUACUUGAUCCCUCUGCGAUGGCGGCGGAGAAGCUUAGGGACUUGAGUCAGCCGAUUGAUGUUGCGUUACUUGAUGCUACCGUUGCAGCCUUUUAUGGCACUGGAUCUAAAGAGGAGAGGACUGCUGCUGACCAUAUACUGCGCGAAUUGCAAAAUAAUCCAGACAUGUGGCUUCAAGUGGUUCACAUCCUAUCAAACACACAAAACUUGAACACCAAGUUCUUCUCUUUACAGGUUCUUGAAGGUGUCAUCAAGUACAGGUGGAACGUAUUGCCUGUUGAGCAACGAGAUGGAAUGAAAAACUACAUUUCUGAUGUUAUUGUAAAGCUUUCAAGCAACGAGGGCUCUUUCCGCCAAGAAAGGUUAUAUGUUAAUAAACUUAACAUUAUUCUAGUUCAGAUUUUGAAGCAUGAGUGGCCAGCCAGGUGGCGAAGUUUCAUUCCUGAUCUGGUUACAGCAGCAAAAACAAGUGAAACUAUUUGUGAGAACUGCAUGGCUAUACUGAAACUUUUAAGUGAGGAGGUGUUUGACUUUUCAAGGGGUGAAAUGACCCAACAGAAGAUAAAAGAGCUGAAACAAUCUUUGAACAGCGAGUUUCAACUCAUUCAUGAGCUAUGCUUAUAUGUACUUUCAGCAUCUCAAAGAACUGAGCUGAUCAGGGCCACUUUAGCCACUUUGCAUGCUUUUCUUUCAUGGAUCCCUUUGGGAUAUAUUUUUGAGUCUCCACUGCUGGAAACACUUCUUAAGUUUUUUCCUGUGCCAUCAUAUCGGAAUCUGACCCUACAGUGUUUGACCGAGGUUGCAGCUCUUAACUUUGGGGAUUUCUACAAUAUGCAAUAUGUAAACAUGUAUAACAUAUUCAUGGUCCAGUUGCAGACUGUUCUCCCCACAACUACAAAUAUACCUGAUGCAUAUGCAAAUGGCUCUAGUGAGGAACAGGCAUUUAUUCAGAAUCUAGCAUUGUUUUUCACUUCAUUUUACAAGUUUCAUAUUCGUGUACUGGAGUCUACACAAGAAAACAUCAAUUCACUUUUAACGGGGUUGGAGUAUCUCAUAAACAUUUCAUAUGUUGAUGACACGGAGGUUUUUAAGGUUUGCUUGGAUUACUGGAAUUCACUUGUGUUGGAGCUUUUUGAGGCAAACCACAAUCUUGAAAAUGCAAACAUGAUGGGGCUGCAUAUGCCACUGCUUGGUAUGGUUGAUGGCCCAGGGACACAAUUGUUGCAAAGAAGGCAACUUUAUGCGGGGCCCAUGUCUAAGUUAAGAUUACUUAUGAUAUCUCGCAUGGCAAAGCCUGAAGAGGUUCUCAUUGUGGAGGAUGAAAAUGGGAAUAUUGUUCGUGAAACCUUGAAGGACAAUGAUGUCCUUGUUCAGUAUAAGAUUAUGAGGGAGACACUUAUCUACUUGUCACAUCUUGACCAUGAUGAUACUGAAAAACAGAUGCUGAAGAAACUGAGUAAACAGUUGAAUGGUGAGGAUUGGACUUGGAAUAACUUGAAUACACUAUGUUGGGCAAUUGGAUCUAUCUCAGGGUCCAUGAUGGAAGACCAGGAGAAUAGGUUUCUUGUUAUGGUCAUUCGUGAUCUACUGAAUCUCUGUGAAAUAACAAAAGGAAAGGACAACAAAGCUGUUAUCGCGAGUAAUAUCAUGUAUGUUGUUGGACAAUAUCCAAGAUUCUUGCGGGCCCAUUGGAAGUUUUUGAAAACAGUUGUGAACAAGUUGUUUGAGUUCAUGCAUGAAACACAUCCAGGAGUUCAGGAUAUGGCUUGUGAUACAUUUUUGAAGAUUGUACAGAAAUGCAAGCGCAAAUUUGUCAUAGUCCAGGUUGGAGAGAAUGAGCCGUUUGUUUCAGAACUUCUUACAACUCUUCCAACAACCAUUGUUGACCUUGAGCCUCACCAGAUACAUACGUUUUAUGAAUCAGUUGGUCAUAUGAUUCAAGCAGAAUCUGAGGCAACAAAACGUGAUGAGUAUCUGCAGAGGCUGAUGGAUCUUCCCAAUCAGAAAUGGGUGGAAAUCAUAGGACAUGCACGUGGAAAUGUGGAUUUCUUGAAAGAUCAAGAUGUUAUUAGGACUGUGCUUAACAUAUUGCAGACAAAUACAAGUGCUGCCACUGCACUUGGAACACAUUUCUUACCACAAAUAACUCUAAUCUUUUUGGACAUGCUUAAUGUUUACAAAAUGUACAGUGAACUUAUAUCAUCUGGCAUUGCUGAAGGGGGGCCCUUUGCUUCUAAAACAUCCUAUGUGAAGCUUUUGAGGUCAGUGAAGAGGGAAACCCUUAAGCUGAUUGAGACGUUUCUGGAUAAGGCUGAAGAUCAACCACAGAUUGGGAAGCAAUUUGUGCCCCCAAUGAUGGAUCCUGUGCUUGGUGACUAUGCAAGAAACUUGCCUGAUGCUAGAGAAUCAGAAGUUUUAUCUCUCUUUGCCACAAUUAUAAACAAGUACAAGGGUGCAAUGAUAGAUGAUGUUCCUCGUAUAUUUGAAGCUGUUUUCCAGUGUACACUUGAGAUGAUUACCAAGAAUUUUGAAGAUUACCCUGAACACAGACUCAAGUUCUUUUCAUUACUUCGGGCCAUUGCUACUCAUUGUUUUCAAGCUUUAAUCUUGUUGUCACCCGAGCAAUUAAAGCUGGUAAUGGAUUCUGUGAUGUGGGCUUUUCGACACACUGAGAGAAACAUUGCAGAAACUGGGCUUAAUCUUUUGUUGGAGAUGCUUAAAAACUUUCAGAAGUCGGAGUUUUGUAAUCAAUUCUACCGGUCUUACUUUGUGCUGAUUGUGCAAGAAAUAUUUGCUGUGCUGACUGACACAUUCCAUAAACCGGGUUUUAAGCUGCAUGUGUUGGUGCUGCAGCACUUAUUCUGCCUGGUGGAAUCUGGCUCAUUGACUGAGCCUUUGUGGGACGCCUCAACUGUUUCUUAUCCGUAUCCAAACAACGGCAUGUUUGUGAGAGAGUACACUAUUAAGCUUCUUGGUGCCUCUUUUCCCAAUAUUCCAGCAUCUGAGGUUGCAAAAUUUGUGAAUGGACUGUUUGAGUCGAGAUCCGACCUUUCUACAUUUAAGAACCACAUACGGGACUUCCUCGUGCAGUCUAAAGAAUUUUCAGCACAGGACAACAAGGAUCUAUAUGCAGAAGAAGCAGCUGCUCAAAAAGAAAGAGAAAGACAGCGAAUGCUUAGCAUUCCUGGACUUAUUGCCCCCAAUGAGAUUCAAGAUGAAAUGGUUGACUCAUAGAAGAAGACACCGACUAAUUAAUAUAAUAUGAAUGUAGCUAAUUUUCCUUCCUUCCUUUGUUUUCUUUUUGUUACUACUUGUGGCAGAGUGUGAUUCUGCCUUUGCUAAAUCCCCAAAAAACUAGUAAAGUAGAUGGCUCAAAUUUUUCUCUAAUUGUGAGGUGAGCUGAGUACAAAGAGUCAGACAGAGAGAGAGAGAGAGAGAGAGAGAGAGAGAGAGAGGGCUUUUGGGCACAUCUAAAUUUAAUGUGUGGCUGGUGGUGUAGAGCAGCGUUGGUAGUGGUAGUGGUAGGUGGGUGGGUGUUUUUAUUUUUAUGUAGGAAAAUAUAGGGGAAUUGUGUGCGUCGGAAUUGUGUUUGGAGGGAGAUACAUACAUACAUACUUGUAAUGUAUGGGAAUCAUCAUUUUUAUACUACAUUGGUGAAUAUUCGCUUACAAUUCCUUCGGCUCUUCACAUUAUUUUCAUGUUUCCUUGUGCUUGUGGUUGAUUGAAAGUUGCAACAAAUUGUUUUUUAUUUUGUUCAAAGUCUAG